AUGAAGGUAAUUAAAACAUUGUCUAUUAUAAAUUUCUUUAUCUUUGUUACCUUAAAUAUUAAAAAUGAAAGUAAAUAUAGCAACAAUUUGAUAAACAGUGCUUAUAAUAUGAAUAUAAGAAGAAUUAUGGAAGGUGAUAAUUCUAAUACUGUUACUGGAAAUACAAAUCCUGCAAGCCCUGGUACAAGUUCUGUUACAAGUGCUGGUGGAAGUUCUGGUACAAGUGCUGGUACAAGUGCUGAUACAAGUGCUGGUGGAAGUGAAAGCAGUACAGAUGCAAAAACUACAGGUGAUAGUGCUACUACUAGUGCAGGUACACAACCAUCAAAUACGGAUAAUACUAAAAAUAAUGAAAAUGCAUCUGAUAGUAUUGCUCAAGAAAAAUUAGCUUCAGAUAGUACAGGAAAAACUCCAGAAAAUAGUCAAACAGAGGGUGACAAAACAAAUAAUGUAAAGGAACCUCAAACUAAAGAAAACAAUGAAAGUACUUCACCAUCAACUGAUACAACUCAAAAACCUGCUUCACAAACUGAGGAAGCUCAAAAUACUGCUACACAAAACCUUCAAACUGCAGAAACUGAAAAUCCUGCUCAAAAAACCGAAAAAGAUAAAACCACCGAAACACCAUCUGCACCAGCUACUAAACCUAAUGAAAAACCAGGAAAUAUGCAAGGUACUAAACACAAUCAACAACAAAAUUCUGAAGAUAAAAAAAAUUGUGCAAAUGGUGACGAAACCAGUUGUGGAGCAGGAGCAUCCCUCUUAAGUAACUCUAGCAAUAUUGCUUCAAUAAAUAAUUUUGUUGCUUUAAUUUCAGUAACAUUUGUUUUAGCUGUUUCCUUCUUAAUAUAA
This is a messenger RNA of Plasmodium gaboni, 852 nucleotides long. Its product is annotated as merozoite surface protein 2. The transcript has a single exon. Gene Ontology annotation, cellular component: membrane. The record is from RefSeq and is a predicted model, not a curated record. The coding region runs from base 1 to 852 and encodes 283 amino acids. Gene Ontology annotation, biological process: cell adhesion. Lineage: Eukaryota; Apicomplexa; Aconoidasida; Haemosporida; Plasmodiidae.